AUGCUCUCCUCCUCUGCUCGCAUACACUGCCGUAAUGCUGCCGCGCCAGCGGCCCUCCAUUCACGGUCCGCACAGACGUUCAAGGCGUUCUAUGCUACAAUACGGAGCUUGCGGAAUACCUACGAGCCUCCAGACCCGGACGAUGUGGAACCGUCGGAAAAGGAUUUCAUCCUCUCCCUCCUCCGCGCAAACCCUUCACUGAGGGACACAAAAUCAUACCUCGCCUCCUUCGGACCACGCCCUAAACCCCCACAACCCCCCGCGUCUGUGACAACGGAGUCGCCGCUCGUCACGGACCAGGAUGUGGACGCCGAGACGGAGACAAAACCUCCGGACAUCAAGCCCGCCACCAGCACUGUGGUGGCAUCGAUCCUCAAUCCAGUGUACAGGCGUACGGCGUUGGUCAAGCUCCAGGCGCCGUUCACGGACCGGCAGCUCGAGAGCAUCGCGCGGGGCAUGAUCUACCUGGAGAAGCUCGGGCUCGUCAGCGUGAUCGUCGUCGAGAACGACCAGCUCGCAAAAGGCGAGGGCGGCGAGCGCGCCGCGCUCACAGAGGAGGCCAUGCGCGUCGUCAACGCGCUCGAAAACCAAGGCGCGCGGGCCCGCCCGGUGCUCGGUGCGGUCGUCCGCCUCGGGCCACGUCCCGGCGACGAGGAUUCUUCCGAGCCGAGGGACUACAUCCUUCCUGAAGCGCACACGAAGCCGUCCGACCUCAUCCAUAUACGUUCGGCGCUGCGUGCCGGCGAAAUACCUGUGCUUCCGCCGUUCGCCCUGGACUCGUUCUGUCGCAGCGUCCGGGUGGAAGCGAACGACGUGAUUGCCGCGCUUGUCCGUGGCAUGGGUGAGGCGGCGGCGCUCGAGGACACGCCAGGCCACGGAGAUGAGAGUCCCUCCACCUCCCACGACGAGAUCGACUUGACGCCGUUACGGCUCAUGAUCAUCACGCGCGAGGGAGGCGUUCCUUCGUACGCGCGCCAGGGCCUCCCCCAUCUCCUCAUCAACCUCACGUCCGAGUACUCGUACAUUCGCGAAACGUUCGAUCCGCGAUGGAAGCCUGCCCACCCCACAGCGCUCAACAACCUCGAGCUCGCCCGGACGUGUCUGGCGUUCAUGCCGCCCACAUCCUCCGCCGUCAUGGUCUCGCACCGCUCCCCCAGCUCCCUGAUCGGCAACCUCAUCACCAACCGGCCCGCCGUCAGCUCGAGCCUCCCGCACGCGCUCCUCCAGGGGAACCGCAAGCUGACCCCGCACACGCCCACCCUCCUCCGGCGGGGCCUGCCGAUCCGCGUCGUGCGCCGCGUGGACGAGAUCGACAAGCCGAAGAUGAAGGCGCUCCUCGAGCAGUCCUUCCGGCGCACGCUCUGCGAGGACGCCUUCUGGGAACGCAUGCAGCGCGACCUCGACUUCGUGAUCAUCGCGGGCGACUACGCCGGCGCGGCGAUCGUCACGCGCGAGCCGUGCCCCGCGGGCACGCCCGCCGCGGUCGCCCCGAUCACGUACCUCGACAAGUUCGCGGUGCUGCCGAGCCACCAGGGCGACGGCACGGUCGACUUCCUCUGGGUCGCGCUGCACGACGAGACGUACGGGCUCGGGCUGCCGUUCAGCGCGAACCCGAACGGCGGCAAGCAGGGCGCGGGCGAGGGCCGCGACCUCGUGUGGCGCAGCCGCGCGGACAACCCGGUCAACAAGUGGUACUUUGAGCGCAGCACGGGGCACGUGCGCCAGGGCGACUGGGUGCUGUUCUGGUGCGACGCGGAGGUAAGGCUGAAGACGGAGGAGGGGCGGCGCGCGAACGCGGGGCUGUCGUACCUCGAGGAGUGGGAGAGGGGCCGGCUGGCGUCGUGGAACGACGUGGUGAUGAAGAUCCCGAGCAGCUGGAAGCCGAAAACAUAG
Trametes versicolor FP-101664 SS1 is the source of this 1893-nucleotide messenger RNA. RefSeq names its product mitochondrial amino-acid acetyltransferase. The transcript has 3 exons. Gene Ontology annotation, cellular component: mitochondrial matrix. NCBI's taxonomy places the organism in Eukaryota, Fungi, Basidiomycota, Agaricomycetes, Polyporales, Polyporaceae. The record is from RefSeq and is a predicted model, not a curated record. Bases 1 to 1893 code for a protein of 630 amino acids. Gene Ontology annotation, molecular function: arginine binding; L-glutamate N-acetyltransferase activity, acting on acetyl-CoA as donor. Gene Ontology annotation, biological process: L-arginine biosynthetic process.